Sitophilus oryzae (rice weevil) is the source of this 1023-nucleotide messenger RNA. RefSeq names its product cytochrome b5 (gene Cyt-b5). Gene Ontology annotation, cellular component: membrane; intracellular membrane-bounded organelle. The coding region runs from base 315 to 701 and encodes 128 amino acids. Lineage: Eukaryota; Metazoa; Arthropoda; Insecta; Coleoptera; Curculionidae. Gene Ontology annotation, molecular function: heme binding. The transcript is spliced from 3 exons. The record is from RefSeq and is a predicted model, not a curated record.
UUCAAUUUUAAGCGACGAAAUGACGACGCGUUAAUAACAGUAAUCGCGACGUAACUAAUUGUGACUGGUAAACAAGUACCACACUGCAUAAUACCACCACUCAACAAAUUUCAAUUUUAAAUUUAUCACCUUGCAUGAGUAGUAGGUUUUCGUCGUUUCCCAAGUUCAGUUCAAACAUAUCGGUCGUAAAAUCGACAUCUCGGAGUUCGAAAUUCAUAGUUUUAUGAUACUUUGAACCCCUGCCUCGUGCGGUACUGUAUUAUUAUCCUAUUCUAGAAUAAUCUUAAAUUUUACUGUGAUAUAUCGGUUUAAAAAUGGUCCAAGAAUACACAAAGGCUCAAGUGAGAGACCACAAUAAGAAGGAAAGCGUUUGGGUGCUUGUUCACAACGAUAUCUAUGAUGUUACGGCUUUUCUAAACGAGCAUCCAGGAGGGGAAGAGGUCCUGUUGGAACAAGCGGGCAAGGAUGCUUCCGAAGCUUUUGAAGAUGUGGGCCAUUCGAGCGAUGCUCGAGAAAUGAUGCUUAAAUAUAAAGUAGGAACUUUGGUAGCUUCGGAAAGGAAGCCUGAACAACCCAAGAAAAGCACCGUAGACUGGAAGGAGACCAGCGAGUCUUCGGAAAGCUCUCUGAAGUCCUGGAUUAUCCCAGUAGCUCUCGGACUUGCCGCUACGAUAAUCUACCGCCUGUAUUUCAUGUCAUAAACCACUUAAAUGUACGAAUGUUAAGAGCCGCUACAUUAUAUACUCGUCUAUAACAAUAUAAAAGAUGCAUUUACGGUACUAGGGACUAAAAAAAUAUAUAUUUACGAUGAUUAUAUAUACUGAUUAAGCUGUUGAAAAGUUUAAAUUUUAUAUAUUUUCAGAGAUUUCCAUUUUUCAGCGUGUUAAUAUUAAUUAAUUAGGUAGUUUGCGUCUUUGUUGUUUAGAUUUUUAUUUAUAACGUAAAAAAUUGUGUGUUUUUUUAGGGGAAUCUGUCUUGUUUCCUUCUCUAAAUGAACGGUCAAAUAAACUAUGUCUUAAGUAG